Messenger RNA from Dermatophagoides farinae (American house dust mite), 2221 nucleotides. RefSeq lists its product as uncharacterized. Lineage: Eukaryota; Metazoa; Arthropoda; Arachnida; Sarcoptiformes; Pyroglyphidae. The record is from RefSeq and is a predicted model, not a curated record.
AUAAAUUUUUUUUCAGAUCUCUUGAAUCCAACACGUGAGUUUUGUGCACCAUUCAAAUAUGACAGGAUCUAUUGGAUUCUCUUUUUUUCAAAAUUAGUUUCCAUGGUGAUGAUAAUUUCGUUGCUUUCAUUGCAGAAUUAGCCGAAUAUUUCAAACAAACAAAAAUCCGUAAUACCAUUUAAAAUAACAUGGAAUCAUUGCUGUAUCGGUUAACAAAUGUUGCUUAUGGAAUUGAAUCGAGGAUUUUAUUAUGUCGAAAAAAUCGAAUCAAAACGAACAACAAACAACCAGAAUGUCAUUAUUAUUCACUCGUCGUGAAGAAGAGCUGCAAAAAUUAUUGGCCGAAGAACGAAAAAGAGGUGAACAACGACGAAAUAAUUAUAAUAAUCUAAAAAGUGAACAUCUUAAAUUACAAGAUGAAUAUCUAAAUCUUCAAGCCGAAAUGAAACAAAUAUUGGAAGAAACUGUUUAUUUUAAAGAGAAGAAAAAUGAAGAACUUGAAGAAUUGUUGAAGAUAAAUGAAACAAAAUCAAAACAAAUCGGAAAACUGGAAAAAAAUAUCCGUGAAAAUGAUCCAGAAAUUUUGAGGAUAAAAUUAAUCGAUGAAUUGGAUGAACCAUUACGAAAAGCUGAAAAAGAAAAAGAAAGACUGAAUAAAGAUAGAGAACGUUUAUGUAAUGAAUUGAAAUUGUGUAAACAACAAAUUGAACAUAUGGAAAAAGAACAUUUAGAUGCUAUAGAAAAAAUUAAAUUAUCCUAUGAAGUUGAAUUGAAUUUGAUCAAACGUGAAAAAGAAGAGAUACGAAUUCGUUUGGUUGAAGCAAGCCAAGUGCCGGAUGUGAAAAAAUUGAUCGAUUUAAGUGAAGAAAAUUCUCGAUUAAAUCGCCGUUUACAAUCUGCACAGGAUAUUAUUGAACAAGCUGAACAAAAAUAUAAACAAAUACAGCAACAAAUACAAGAUUUAUUAUUGGAUAGUGAACAAAAAGAAAGAAUUCAUCAAUCAAAAUCUACUCAUCUACAUGAACAAAUGAAUGAAUAUAAACAAGAGAUAAAAAAUCUUAAAAUUGAUUUAAGCAAUCGAAAUUUCAGAAAUGAAGAACAUUUAAAAGAAAAUGGUCAUCUGAAAAGAAUGUUGGAAAAAUUCAAAUUCGAUAUUGAACAACAACGUAUAUCAUUCGAUGGUGAAAAAGAAACGAUUGUUUCGAAAAUGAAUAAUGAAAUUAAACUAUUGAAUCAGGCUAAAGAUUCAUUCAAAGAUGAUAUUAAAAAACUGAAAGAACUUUUAGCAACCAAAGAUGAAUCAAUAACCGAAUUGGAAAAAAUUAUCGAAUCAAAGGAAAAAGAAUGUAAUGAAAAGAUAAACUCAAUCAUUAAUGAAGAGUUGGAAAAACUGACAAGAUUAGAACAUGAAAAAAAAUCAUUGGAAUUAUCAUUGGAAGAUUUUCAAAAUGAAAAACGAACCUAUUCAUUGGAAAUGGAAAAAUUACGUCGUCAGAUUGAACAAUUGAAUGAGAAAAAAAAUGUACAAGAAAGAGAAACAAUGUUAUUACGAGCCAAAUUAGAUACACAAGCAUCAGCAAUAGAAGAAUUGGAAAAAAUACGAAAACAACAUCUAGCAUUACAUGAAGAGGUUAAUCGAUUGAAACUAGAUUCCUAUGAUUAUGUUGUAAAUAAUAAAGAAUUAACACGUAUGAAUCAGAAUAUGAAAGAAGAGAUAAUUCGUCUGAAAGAACAAUUGGACGAAGAACGACGUCAUCUUGAAGAGGUGAAUAUUUCGAAUGAAAAACAGAUGAUGAAAAUUUCGAACCGAUUUGAUGAUGAGCGAAAUGAAUAUCGUGAAAGAAUUAAUCGAUUGGAAAAGGAAAAUUAUCGAUUGAAAACAACAUUCCUACAACUACAACAACAACAACAACAACAACAGCAACAAGAUGUCUAUAAAAUAAAAGCCAGCGAUUAUUCACGUUUAAAAGCACGACAAUAUGCUAAAAUUGCUGAUCGUCUUAAUACAUUGUUGGAUCAUCUACAAGUGAGCAAUGAUGAUCAAAAAGAAAAUGGUGUGGCAAUAAAAUCAUCUACUCAAAACAAUGAAAAUAUCUUAUGUCAGGAUCGGUUGAAAAACGGUCAUCAGCAACAAUUAGUAGCUUCAUCAUCAAAUUCUAAAAGCCAAAAUCAUAAAAAUUCAAUCCACUGCCCAGGUUUUUUUCAGCGCUUAAUAAUUUAA